Messenger RNA from Symbiodinium necroappetens, 1092 nucleotides. The record is from the annotation of a GenBank genome assembly. NCBI's taxonomy places the organism in Eukaryota, Dinophyceae, Suessiales, Symbiodiniaceae.
AUGAGGAGGGACUUGAAUUUGCGUGGUUUUGCCGAAGAAACCGGGCUUCCAGCGCCUGUUUUCCCUUUCCAGACCUGUUUUCCAACGAGCUGGAGAGCUGGAAACCCGGAAACUUUGGACACCGAGGACGCCGCGAGGAAUUGCACAUCAGAUAUGAUGAAUCCGGCCCAAGACGAGUCGGAGCCGCGAUCGCGGACGUGGCAAUUCUCAAAGACCAAAAUGUGCAAAUUCAAUCUGGUUGGUAUGUGUAUGAAAGGCAGCCAAUGUCCGUUUGCGCAUCAGAAGGGCGAACUACGGGCGUUGCCAGACCUGACAUGUACGAAGCUCUGCAAAACACUUAUCCAGACAGGCACCUGCGAUGAUGCGAAAUGCACCUAUGCUCACAGCAAAGACGAGCUGAGAGCCACAAGCACUUUUCACAAGACCAAGAUGUGCCGGUUUUCCCAGAUGGGUCAUUGCGCGCUCGGGUCGAAGUGCAACUUUGCACAUUCCGACGAGGAGCUUCGGCCUUUGGACACCACCAGCCUGCCGCAGCCGCCGUCGCCAUCAAGUCCGACUCCGGAGGAGUCACUGAGACGAUCGGAGCUCCAAGCUGCGCCGCGCAAUCCAAAGGCCCCGGCUCAGGCUCAGCAGGCCAAGCCUCUUCAAGCUCCGAGGAAACCACAGAUGCAACAAAUUGUGCUGCAGCAGCAGCAGCAGCAACUUCAACAUCAGCAGCAUCAGCUUCAUCAGCAGCAGUUGCAGCAGCAAUUGCAGCUUCAACAGCAGCAGCUUCAGCAGCAGCAGCAGGAAAUCUUGGAGCACCAGCAGCAGAACAAGAUGUUGACACUGGCCUUGCAGCAGCAGCUUGCACUUGCCAGUACCACUUUUGGCUCCUUCGGCCUAUUGAAGGGGCUCCAGCCCUUCCAAGUUGCGACACUGCCAGUGUCAGACGACUUCGUUGACGUGCCACUGGCAGCUGACAGUCCUCCCGACGUGCCAGAAGAUGCAAAGGUUGCUCCGCCAAAGCGCCGCGGUGGCCGGCGGGGGAAGGGGCGCAGCUUGUCCAAAGGCGAGUUCGGAGACUUCAGUUUGGAGGUGGAAGAGUUCUGA